This is a messenger RNA of Spirodela intermedia, 4664 nucleotides long. The record is from the annotation of a GenBank genome assembly. NCBI's taxonomy places the organism in Eukaryota, Viridiplantae, Streptophyta, Magnoliopsida, Alismatales, Araceae.
AUGGACUGGCUAUCCCGUCGCCGUGUGACAUUGUCUCCGGCACCACCACCGCCACCGCCACCGCCGCCGCCGCCUCCUUCAGGUGCGCCACCGUUGUUCUCCCCUCUGCCGGCCGACCAUGGCGCCGCCCCCUGAGAAAGAAGAUCCAGGUGCCACACCAGUCCUGAGCAGAGAGUAGAGGAGAGUAAGAAGGACGAUACCCGUCGCCCCCACCUUCGGUCUAAAACAGAACGUAGUGGUCUGCAGUGACGGAGCGUGACAUUACCGCCCCCCCGCUGACACCGGGUCUCUUCGGCAUGGAUCGCUGGCUUUUUUAGGGGGUAAACAGUCGGUGCGACCAACUAUCGGUGAUCGUACCCUCCCCAUUUCUUUUCGAUACUUUAACCGAAUUGACAGCUUGAAUUCCCUCCUCGACCGUGUGAGUUACGUGUCAACACCACAGAAAAUCGGAUCGGGUCCCAUAAAUAACCAGCGGAAACCCGGAGGGUCAGUUGUGGGCCCACUGUACAUGUUAGAUUUUAGUGGGCAUCUAGCAUUCCCUUAAUGGGUGUGUUCGGCGGGUAUGGCCCACGUGAAACGAGAAUAUCCAGCCCAGUUGCCCCAAGUGGGUUGGAAAGGGAUUCCGUGGAGGAACGACAGAGCGUAGACUAUUCAAGAGUCAAGCUGCCCUUUGAUUACGUCAUCCUAGGUGCUAUUUGUUACUUCGUCCACAUCUAUAACAAAGCCCUCUCUCUCUCUCUCUCUCUCUCUCUCUCUCUCUCUCUCUCUCUCUCUCUCUCUCUCUCUCUCUCUCUCUCUCUCUAUCGACCUAUCUAUCAUAUUAGAUUUGAGUUCGGCAUAAGUGAAACCUAUUAACUAGAUCUGGCCCCUUUCUACCUUUAUCUCUUCUCUCUCACAAGUUGACAGUAUCACAUCGUUAACCAGCAACCGCCGCAGUAUCAACAUGAUAUCAGAGUAGUUCAGAUGAUGUUGUUCUAUCUCAUUUUUACAAUCAAUCGAGAGGAGAGAAGUUCGAUUUACCCUAUACUUGAAAUAUGUUUUCUUGGUUAUUUUUCUUGAUGACUUCUAGAUGAUUGAUAGUGUUUGAUGCUUUUUGAGUUUUCUUAAGACCAAUCUCAACGUUCCUUACCUCCCUUUCAAUGCUUAAGGUCGAGAUAACGACUUGAUAUGUUAUAAGGAUGAUUUUUUUUUUAGUUUUUCUUUAAAAAAAUCUGUAAUUCUUGAUUUGACCUCAUUUAUCCAUCUAGAAAGCAGAAGCAUAACAUUUUCUAGCAUAUGAUAAGAUCAUUUUAUGUUUGAAGUUAUUUACAUGGUAUCAUCAUCAACACAACUUAUGGAAUGUUUAAAAUGAUAUAUAUAAUUUUUAAUAUAUGGAAUGAAUUUAAAUUAGAUAGAAGAAACUUGCUUCAAUGGAGUGAGUUAAUUGAAGUUAUCUUGUAUAGUAGGAAAAAAAAUGCUUCAUUUAUUUACUUGAAAGCGCCUUAUUUUCCAUAGGAAACGAGAGAGUUGGAUUAUCUUUAAGAAUUCAAGAUGCGACCAUUUGAAUUAAUAGAUCAUUGAUUAUAUGUUUCAAAAGAGUGGUAUAAUGACUCAUAAAGUCAACGAGAAUUACUUAUUUAUUCCUACAGCUAAUAAUAUUUAUGAAAUAAAAAAUAAAACUUAUUAAAAAAUAUUGUGGAGUACAAAUAUAUAGAAUCACUACAAAGGCAAUAACUAUAAAACAAGAGAACAUAUUAGUGAGAGGUUAUGCAAAUGAACUUAAAUUUCUAUGAUAGGAAAUCGAUAGAUAUUGUAAGAGAGUCAGAAAUUUAUGGUAGUGCCACAAAUAAUUGAUAGUUCAUCAUUUAUUAUUCAAUAUAAGGAAAAUAAAGACACCUCAACAAUAUGGUCAAGUGAAUAAGGAUAAUUAUAGGGGCAACUUAUGAUAUAACUAUUAUAACUAAGCAUGACAUAUUAGGAUCAAUAGUAUAAGUUUCAUGGUAGACUCUAACAAGAGGCUAAGUUAUCUCACCACUAUGUCAACUUCUAGGGGAGUGUCAAUAUCAGCAGCAAACACUCUUAUAAUUUUAGAAGACUAGAAUAUUGACAUUGAGAAGUUGAAAUCAAUUAUGACAUUUAGUAUAUUGAGUCAUUCUAGUGAGAAUGUUAAAACCACACAAUUUUUAUCUACUUCAUAGAUUUUAGAUACAUGAGCCAUUGACCAUAUGACUAAUAAUGAUGAUAUCAUAAUAUUUAUGAUAUUUAUGGUAAGACAAUGAACAAGAACAAGAGGAUUAUAUGUGCUUAAAAGUGCAAAGGUCUUGAGUAUCUUAAAACCUCAUGAUAUACCAACACCAUAGAAUCAACCUUCAUCAAGAUGUGGAACUGCCAACCCUACUACACUAAAGGAUUUUUUAUUGUCUCAUUGUGAUCUUUUAAAUCCAUCAUUUUAAAACUUUGAAAACUAUAUUUCUAAAGUUAUUAUUUAAUAUGAAAGUAGAGAAUUUUGAAUGCCUAAGCAUAGAUAGACCUCACUUCCUACAAGUAGUGAACUAAAUUCCAUGAUUUUUAUUUAUUCAUAGUGAUGUUUAGGGACCCUCAUUUACUUUUAUUAUCUUGGGAGCUAGAUAGUCCAUGACCUUCAUAUAUGAUAGCUCGUGACCUACGUAGUUUUCUUUAAUAGAUCAUAAAUAUGAAGCUAGUAAAGUACUUUAAUAAUUUUAUUUAUCAAUUUAAAAAUAAUUUGGAAUAAUAAUUACAAAAUAAAUAAAAUAAUAUAUGAGAUUAUUUUAAUAACAUAAUAACUAUUUUUUUUAAAAAAAGAGUAAUUAUUCAUGAAUCCUCUUGUAGAAUAAUCCACAACAAAAUAGAGUGACUAAAAAGAAAAAUGAUCACAUACUAAAAGUAACAAGAACACUUAUAUUCUAAAAUAAUGUAUCCAAAUAUUUUUAAAGAGAACCAUUCUUAAUAGUCAUUCAUCUUAUAGAUUUUUUAUUGACCCAAGUAUUGGAAUUUAAGAGCCAAUUAUAGGAUUUAUUAUUUUGUCCAUUUAGGGAGUUGAUAAGUUGAAAGUGCCCCUAUUUUGAAUUGGAUAACCCUAGAGGGGCAGAUCCUGUGUAGCCACAUGUUCAAUUGAAAACUAACUUAAUUUAUAAGAUUUUUGAACUUAUGUCAUAUGUCUACAAUCAAAAUCAAGUCAAAAGAUAGUUUGAUUUGUUAGCACUAAAAUGUGCUUUCAUUAGAUACUUGAACAUUAAUAAAAGGUAUAAGUAUUAUCAUACUCUAUAAAAAAACUUUUAAUGAACAUUAAUCUUUCUUUAACACUUAAAUUGUCUCUUGAGAGAGCAAAAAUAUGAGUAAAGGUGAUAAUAGAGAACCAGAACUUGGUGAGACCAGCAUGGAAUUUAAUUGUCUCUACACGGCCCUCUUCUUCUGACCAAAUACUGUGACAAUAAAUUUAAAUUCAUAUUGAUCAAAUACUGUGACAAUAAAUCCAUCAAAAAAUAUUGUGCACAACUCGAUUUAAUAUGAAUUAAUCAAAUACAUUGAGAUCAAUAAACACUUCAUCAAAGAGAAGUUCAAUAUUGACAUCAUCUAUACACGAUACUUCUUAACUCAUAAGCAAUUAACAUAUUCUCAUCAAAAUAUUAGAUGUACAAUGUUUUCCAUAUGCUCACCUAUAAAUUGGGAUGGAAUGACAUCGAUUCACCAAUUUCAGGAAGAAUGUCUAAGAACUAUAUGACAUUUGUACUAAAAUUGUUCACUAUUUAGAUAUAUGUUUAAUUUAUUCUUAUUUAAGUACUUUCUUCAUUCGUGGGUGUGUUGGAUCAGUGUUUAUCAUAAAUAAAACCUCGAAUCAACCUACUAUGAUGAAUUUGGUAUAAAUAUAUUAUCUAUUUCGUCAUUUAAUUAAUCAUAGAAAUUUGGCCUUCUUUUCUCUCUCCUCUCUCAAGAGCCUUCUCUACCGACUAGUGACCACGGCGACAUGAACAAGACUCAAUAAUCCCGUGUCCUCCAUAGGCUUAUCUCUCGUUGACGACCCAAUCACUUAGAUACCCCCUAAUUAGAAGUCAAUUCACGAUAUUAAAUAUGUUUCUUGUAUUAUAUAAAAUUAUGUAUUCGGGUAUUUUCUACUCAUAAUACAAUAUAUUGAUCUUAAUGCAAAAGAUUAAAGCACAAUAAAAUUAUUUUCCAAUAGUAAUUUUAACUAAUUAUAAUAAAUUAUCUUCGUCGAAGUAGAAAAUAAGAAACUCGAUCAAACCCAAGAGCGGUCUCCAAGAUAGGCUCUAAACUUGGUUUGGACCGGGUACGAAGCCCAUUCCGGCUCAAAAUCUAAGAGAUAGAAAGAGAGAGAUGAUACCCAGAAACGGGAUUUUAUUUAGGAGCGUAAAUGUGGCCUGGAACUCUCCUAGGUGGGUUAGAAUUUAAGAGGGAGCUCUCAGCGUUGCUGAGGGGUGCCGAUUCCAUGGUCGCCGCCGCCGCCGCCGCCGCCGCCGCCGCCGUCGCCUCCGCCGCCGCCGCCGCCGCCGUCGCCUCCGCCGCCUCCGCCGCCGCUGUCGUCACCGCCGCCGCCGUCGCCUCCGCUCCCUCCGCCGCCGCCGCCGCUGUCGUCACCGCCGCCGCUGCCACCGCCGCCGCCGCCGAUGUGGGGGUCGUGCCGUCUGUUAGCCGACGGAUCAGCGUAG